Messenger RNA from Paramecium pentaurelia, 420 nucleotides. The record is from the annotation of a GenBank genome assembly. Lineage: Eukaryota; Ciliophora; Oligohymenophorea; Peniculida; Parameciidae.
AUGUCAAGUGAUUUAGACUUGGAAAUUUAAUCAAAUUUUGUUGCAUUAUAUGAAAAUUAUGAGAGAUUGAGUACUUUAGAUAUUAAGACAAAAGCAGAUAUUGAGAAAGCAACAAAAAGUCCUCCAAGUUAAAUAAUUUAGUCAGAUAUUCCACUAGAUUAAGAGAUUGGAUCUGCUUUAAGACUAAAACAACGAGAUAUUAAAACAGUUUAGAAAGAAUCUAGAUUUUGUCGUUAAAGAGUUGCUUCUAUAAAUAAAAAUACAAGUUAGCUUAAUAUUUCAAAGGAAUCAAUAGAGAGAAAGGGUAUUUUAAAGAAUAGAGAUUCAUUUCAUAGUUCAAGUUCUGAUGAAAAGAUAACUCCAAAACAUGUAAAAUUUAGUUCUGAAUCUUCUAAAUUUGUACACAUGGUUUUAAAAUGA